This is a messenger RNA of Closterium sp. NIES-67, 2174 nucleotides long. The record is from the annotation of a GenBank genome assembly. NCBI's taxonomy places the organism in Eukaryota, Viridiplantae, Streptophyta, Zygnematophyceae, Desmidiales, Closteriaceae.
UAACCACUUUUGGACGAGUGCGUGGUGGUGUACCUGGACGACAUCCUCAUCUACUCGCGCGACAUGAAGCAGCACGUCGAACACCUACGACGCGUCUUGGAGAUUCUUCGACGAGAACGAUUCUACGUCAAAUUGUCCAAGAGCGAAUUCGCCCUUGAGAAGGUCCAGUUCCUAGGACACAUGGUGAGCGCUCAAGGAGUUCACGUCGACCCCAAGAAAAUCAAAGCCGUACGUACGUGGAAGACACCCAAGAACGUGAAGGAGUUACAGCAGUUCCUUGGCUUCACUACCUACUACAACACGUUCGUGCCGCAAUACGCGAAGAUCACCGCGCCACUUACGAAUCUGCUGAAGAAGAACACGCCCUACAAAUGGGAGCCGAAGCACCAGGAAGUCGUGGAGCAGCUAAAACAAGCACUCACGUCCGCACCAGUACUCAUCUUCCCAGAUCCCGAACGCGACUACGUUAUCGAGGCUGACGCCAGCGACCAAGCAGUGGGAGCAGUCUUGAUGCAAGACCAGGGGAAUGGACUGCAACCAAUCGCCUACCUGAGUAAGAAACUACAUGGGGCAAAACUAAACUACCCGAUACACGACAAAGAGGCCCUUGCCAUCGUCAUGGUUUUCAAAGCGUGGAGAUGUUAUCUCGAAGGACGAAGAACGACUGUCUACGCCGACCAUUGCAGCCUGAAAUAUUUGAAGACACAACCCAACCUUUCCAGGCGACAGGUCCGGUGGAUCGACUUCCUCGAGACGCACUUCCACUACGACAUCAAAAGCAACACCUACUUCACAGAAGUUGUCCAGAAAUUCGUCACCUCGUGUGAUACAUGUCAGCGUAUGAAGAGCAACAAGCAGAAGAAGGCAGGACUACUGCAACCUCUUCCUGUCCCAGAACAACCAUGGCAAGUGGUUAGCCUGGAUUUCAUCACCGGGUUACCGCCUACCAGCAGCGGUCAUGAUGCAAUCAUUGUCGUCAUCGACAAGUUCUCCAAAAUGGGACACUUCAUCCCGACACACACGACGGCACGCACCGAGGAGACAGCACAACUCUUCGUUCGUCACAUCAUCUCACAGCAUGGCAUUCCAACCUCACUCAUCUCCGACCGAGACCCCAAGUUCACCAGCAAGUUUUGGAAAGAACUUGUGUCUCUACUCGGGACCAAACUCGCCAUGUCAUCCGCUUACCAUACGCAGACAGACGGACAGACCGAGCGCCUCAACCAAAUUGUUGAGCAACUCCUCCGAUCAGCCUGCAAGGACGAGAUCUCCAAAUGGGACUUGCAUCUGCCCGUCCUGGAGUUUGCCUACAACAAUGCUACACAUGCCGCUACUGGACAGACGCCGUUCUUCCUCUGCUACGGACGCCACCCACUCACACCACAGAAACCGACAACAUCAGCAACAGUCCAACCAGCACACGACUUCAUCACAACCAUGCAUCAGCUUUGGGAUCGGUCCCACAAGCGCCUCCUUGACAUUCAGCAGCAACAAAAACGCCAGGCCGAUCGCCAUCGCAACGACCACACCGUUACCGUGGGAGACCAGGUGCUCCUUGACACCCGCAUUCUUGACAUCCGCCAUCUCCCAUCUAAACUUCGACCUCGCUUCUGCGGGCCUUUCCUCGUUGAAGCACAGGUUACUCCUGUUACCUUCCGCUUACGCCUGCCAGCUACUUGGAAGAUUCACAAUGCCUUCCAUGUCCAAGUUCUAAAGCCCUAUCAAGAUCCGAACACGAUCUUCGUCGAACGCCAACCGCCGCCGCCGCCGCCCGUCCUCGUCCAGAAUGAACCCGAGUACGAGGUCGAGUCCGUGCUUGCACACCGCCGUCGUCGGAAUGGCACAGUGGAGCUUCUCAUCUGUUGGAAGGGUUAUGAUCCUUCUGAGGACAGCUGGGUACCUGAGACCGACAUGGGUAACGCCCGUCGUCCUCUGCAUGACUACCUUGUCAAGCAGGUGGAGAUUGAGUCAGCCAGAACUAUAGGAGCUGCGUACCCAACUAGUUUAUUUCCGGGAGAAGAAAUUCAUCCGCCCAUCCACGUCACCCUACGCCGCUCCGAUUCUCUUCACCCCAAACAAGGACGGAUGGCUAUAGAUGUGUACCGAUUAUCACGCGCUCAACAACAUAAACGGGCCGACCCUGACCGCCCGUAGGAACUGGUUAUGGACGCCAG